Messenger RNA from Caretta caretta (loggerhead turtle), 2425 nucleotides. RefSeq names its product rhodopsin (gene RHO). Gene Ontology annotation, cellular component: membrane. Gene Ontology annotation, molecular function: G protein-coupled receptor activity. The record is from RefSeq and is a predicted model, not a curated record. Lineage: Eukaryota; Metazoa; Chordata; Testudines; Cheloniidae. Gene Ontology annotation, biological process: G protein-coupled receptor signaling pathway; visual perception; phototransduction.
GGUGCCAUAAGGUGCCACAAGUACUUUCUUUCCUUUUUAUUGAUGCCUUGGGAAUUUUUAUUGCAAAAACUUAGGUGCCAAGUGAGUUUAGGGCUUGAUGGCUGCUGAUUGGAUGUUUUGGGAAUCCCAGUGGGGCCUCAUGCUAAAAUUUAGGCAAUGGAAGUGAUAGUUAAGUGCCUAAGUCCUUUUGUGAAUCUAGCCAUACAAGUUCAAUAUUCUCUGGUAACCAUUUUGCAACCCAGAAACAGGUGUCACCAUAACACCUUCCUUGGAAAGCCAAUUAACAGUUGAAAUCCUAGCUUGGAUUAUUAUGAUCAAUAAUACCAUAAGCCUUAAUCAUGCUGACACUGAUGUUGGAAGCUUACCCAAGGUGGCACUUUAUAAAGGCUGCAGUACUGAGAAUAGUAUAGCCAGCUUCUGCUCAAAUGUUAAUAAGGAGGUGAAUUUCAAGAGGGGAGCCUCAAAGGAAGCAAAACUUACUUGUAAGACCAAAAAUACCUCUGGAACUGCAACCAUGAAUGGAACAGAGGGGCCAAAUUUCUAUGUGCCCAUGUCCAACAAGACAGGGAUAGUACGGAAUCCAUUUGAGUAUCCUCAGUACUACCUAGCUGACCCGUGGAAGUUCUCUGUACUGUCUGCUUACAUGUUUCUGCUGAUUCUUCUUGGCUUCCCUGUCAACUUCCUGACUCUGUAUGUCACCAUCCAACACAAGAAACUCCGGACACCCCUCAACUACAUCCUUUUGAACCUGGCCUUUGCUAACCUCUUCAUGGUCUUUGGAGGAUUCACCACCACCAUGUACACCUCAAUGCAUGGCUAUUUUAUCUUUGGGACAACUGGCUGCAACAUUGAAGGCUUCUUUGCUACACUGGGUGGUGAAAUAGCUCUGUGGUCCCUAGUCGUCUUGGCCAUUGAAAGAUAUGUGGUGGUCUGCAAGCCCAUGAGCAACUUCCGAUUUAGUGAGACCCAUGCCCUCAUGGGUAUCAUUUUCACCUGGGUCAUGGCCCUGGCCUGUUCUGCUCCUCCAUUGUUUGGAUGGUCUAGGUACAUCCCAGAGGGCUUGCAGUGCUCAUGUGGAAUUGAUUAUUACACUCUGAAACCUGAGGUCCACAAUGAAUCUUUUGUCGUCUACAUGUUUGUGGUUCAUUUCCUCAUUCCAUUGAUCAUCAUUUCCUUCUGUUAUGGGCGCCUGGUUUGCACUGUUAAAGAGGCUGCAGCUCAGCAACAGGAAUCAGCCACCACUCAGAAAGCUGAGAGAGAAGUUACUCGCAUGGUCAUCAUCAUGGUUAUUGCGUUCCUCAUUUGCUGGGUCCCCUAUGCCAGCGUCGCUUUCCACAUUUUCACCCACCAGGGAUCUGACUUUGGCCCUGUCUUCAUGACCAUCCCAGCUUUCUUUGCCAAGAGCUCUGCUAUCUACAACCCAGUGAUUUACAUUGUAAUGAACAAACAGUUCCGUAACUGCAUGAUCACCACCAUUUGCUGUGGAAAGAACCUGCUCGGUGACGACGACGCUUCUGCUGGCACCAGGACAGAGACUUCCUCAGUCUCCACCAGCCAGGUUUCUCCUGCAUAGAUUCCUCAUGGAAGCUGCUGAUCUCAGAGCUGGCAUGCCUUGUCAGCAAGGAUGCGCAAGUCCCAUUUGCAUGCAUGUAGUCGUGUCCACCAUCACCACCGCCUGCAUGUGAUUCACAGUUAACCCAGCAGAAUGGACUUUUCAGUUCUGAUAAUAGAAAUCAUUUGAACAAGUUUGUACAUAUUUUUUUUAAUUAAAUACAAAGGGCUAGCUCCUCAGCUGGUGUAAAUGUGUGUAUACCCAUUGACUUGUAUAGCGUUAUCCCCAUUUACACUGACCAAACAUCUGGGUCACGAUCCUUAGCUUCAUACAGAGGGGCGAAUGUUCUCCUUUCACAGAAUGGAAAAGAUGAGUAAGGCUGCAGCCUUGUGGAUUCAUCCCUACCAUGGCAUCUGUUCUGGAUGCGAACCACAGGGGCCAUGGUUAGGAAAGCCCAUAGUAAAGAGCCAAGAUACAGCAAUCUAGCAGGGGAUGAGGUAUACCCGUGUUACAAAGCUGGGAUCAGUGGGGGUGCAUGAAACCUAGUGACCACUGGCUAGGGUUGCCACCUCUCCGGGUUUUUACCUGGACAAUCUGAUUUUUGGCUUCUGUGUCCAGGUGCCAUAUAGAAUUGCCAGGUGCCCGGUUUUUGACUGGAAAGUCCAGUCAAAAAGGGGACCAGGCAGUGUCUGGUCAGAUGUACUGACCAGACACCACAAAUCUGGUUACCGCAAGGCAGGGGAAAGCACAUGGUCAUUAACCCACACCAGCUCCUGCUCAGCUGGGGCCAUCUCCUACCUCCAGGAGGCUCCUUGUCAGGUUGCUGCAGCUCCCGUCCCAGCCUUAGAGAAGAGGGAGCCCAGCUGGGGUAGA